GGCUCUGCGCCACCCCGGAACCUCCCCACGGAGUCACCGAGCUGGACGAGAUCGGCACUGAGGCUCUGCCCCGACGAACACCCGCUCCCGCCUGGCUCCCCACUGCCAAAGGUGAGGAGGGGGACUUCUGCCUGCGCUCGUCGGACUGCGCGGCUGGGCUGUGCUGCGCCCGUCACUUCUGGUCCAAAAUCUGCAAGCCGGUGCUGCGGGAAGGGCAGGUGUGUACCCGGCACCGGCGGAAAGGCACCCAUGGCCUGGAGAUCUUCCAGCGGUGCCAGUGCGCCGAGGGGCUGGCAUGCCGCCUCCAGCGAGAGCACGGCCCCACCGACGCCACACCUGCCAGCGGCACUGAGUGUGGCCGGACGGAUAGGACGGACUCUGGCCCUGCCGGAGUGGAAG
Messenger RNA from Leptosomus discolor (cuckoo roller), 399 nucleotides. Lineage: Eukaryota; Metazoa; Chordata; Aves; Leptosomiformes; Leptosomidae. The record is from RefSeq and is a predicted model, not a curated record.